CCGCUAUCUGGAAACAAACAAGCCCGGAUAAAGCGGCUUCCCUAUUCGCAGCGUACGGGUCCACAACCUAAAAAAUCUCAGCCAUCAAGCCAAAUCACACGUCUUGACCGUCAAAUCGUCAAAAAUCCGGAAAACGAUAACGCCGUGUUUAUAUCGGCUUUCUAUGUUUACUCGGCUUCAAAACUCUCGCAAUGUCAGAUCCGACGAUACAGACGUUUUGCUGUCGUCGCGGUAACGGCAGCGACGUUGCCAACGUGAUCGUUGACGCGUUCGACGCGAACGUUUACAACGUCGCGUGCGUGUGCUCUUCGCUCCUCGGCGCUCUGGGCGCGAUAUACCAGAUUUUGCCGAGAACGCAAUCUAGAGGGCGCUCAAAGCUCGUGUCACACACGGAGUCGAGGGGCAGGAAAAUAGUCACGUGGCUCGCGAUGGCGGACCUGGCCGCCGCUAUAGGUACAGAAAAAGUAAAAAAAAAUAAAUCGAUAAGUUCUUCAUUGUAUUUUUUGGUAAAUUCGUCAUCGGUUGUGACCGUUUCAGGCGUUUUGGCCAGAUCGCUGUCUUGGAUGAGUCACGGCAGUAUACUGUCCACCACAGUGGACAGUCCGACGAUUAUGUUCUGCGUUGGGACGUCGACCUUUAUCCAGUACUUUUACGCGUCGACUUGGUUCUGGACCGUGUUCUACGCGCUGGACAUGCGACAGGUGUUGAAACGAAACGAACCCGAUUUUUCCAGGUACCAUCUGACCGCGUGGACGGUGCCCGCCAUUUUGACGGCCGUCGGCCUCUUCCCCCUCUACUACCCGAACGCCAGUUGUCACGAGGGCGUGUCCCACGGCGAGACCGCCCUCAGAGUUCUCCCGAACUACCUGGUGACGUACGUCCCGAUCCUGGCGGUCAUGGUGGCAAGUCCGUGGGCGUAUUGCUCCUCCCUUCGGGACCUCCGGCGGAUCGUAUCCGGCACGUCAGGUCAGUACACCGAAAAAGAACGCGGAAUCGUCCACGCGAUCAAGUUCAAGUGCGCCGCCAUCAACGCAGUCUACUACGGGUGCUGGCUGCCCAAUCUGGUCAACGGAGUGAUGGUGUGGGCGUUACCGGGGGCGUGUCCCGCUCGGUACUUGGUCCUGGUGUGGUACGUUAUGGCCUUCACGAACCCACUACAGGCGUUCCUCAAUUGCCUCGUGUAUAGAAGAUGGGCGGUCGGCUCGGAACGCAUUACGUUACCGUGGCGACAAACAUGGCGAACUGACUCGCCAUCGGCCGACGCACGUUCGAGUCAGAAGACGUCCGAAGACGAGACGUAUCCGCUUCUGCUCAGCACUCUGAGCGCUUAGUAAUUUCCGAAUUGCACAAUCUGACAACGUGGCGCUGUAGACGUGCGCGCGAAAUCACGGUUCGUCUUUCGUCGCUUAUGGCGAAAGAACCCACGACGAAAAUGAUUUUUAUUUUCAUUUAUACAUUUGCGGUUUAUAUUUAUACAUUUAUAAAAAGUAGCUUAUAAGACUGCGAAA
This is a messenger RNA of Cylas formicarius (sweet potato weevil), 1508 nucleotides long. Its product is annotated as G-protein coupled receptor 143-like. The coding region runs from base 192 to 1331 and encodes 379 amino acids. Gene Ontology annotation, biological process: G protein-coupled receptor signaling pathway; regulation of calcium-mediated signaling; melanosome organization. The record is from RefSeq and is a predicted model, not a curated record. The transcript has 5 exons. Gene Ontology annotation, cellular component: plasma membrane; melanosome membrane. NCBI's taxonomy places the organism in Eukaryota, Metazoa, Arthropoda, Insecta, Coleoptera, Brentidae. Gene Ontology annotation, molecular function: L-DOPA receptor activity; L-tyrosine binding; L-DOPA binding.